CUCUCUCUCUCUCUGUACGUACAGCUUCCUAUCUCUAUAUCUCGCCGCUUUUUCUCUCUCAAACCUCUCGUUGUAUCUCUGAUUGGAGAAAAUCACCAGGUCUAUCUCUCUUCCUUCUUUCUUCUGUAUCCACUCGCACGUGUGGAUGUAUGUGUAUUUUCGUCUGUGUACGCGAUUUUGAAGGCUCCAAAUUUGUCAUUGCUUUGCAUUCUUCUUUGGCGAUUGUUUGAUUGAUGUGGUUUAAUUAUUCGAUCUGAAACUUUCCAACUUGUAUUUGAUAGGUUAUGGGAUCCGGGAAUAGAAGCUCAUAGAAAUGAAAUAAGGCGCAAUAAAUAUGGGCUUUUGUAGAAUUGGACCGAUCUAGGGUUUUUUCAGUGGCUUGAUCGGGGAAUUAGGAAGUAUUAUCAGGGAUUUAAAUAAGGUAACCUAGAGUUUCUGGGGAUUGUGAAUGAGGCAUAGGUACUGGCGCUUUUGAUUGAGGUGUACAUUUGAGGGCGAAUCGGAAGAAUUUGACGCUUGAAUUUGGGGAAAAUGCAAAAUACCUUGCUUUAUUAUGCAUGGGAGGGUCAAGCGGGACAGCGAGAGCUGUAAGAGUUUAAGGAGGAGUAACAGUCAGCACAUGCGGCCAGUCCUUCCAUCGGCGACAAAGGUAACUGCCGCAGGUCAUAAUCAUUCUCCUAUUGCUUCUUCCAUCACGACCUCCACCACUGGCGAUUCGUUCUUCAAGGACGGUCGCAAAAUUACUGUUGGUGAUUGUGCUCUUUUCAAACCUCCUAAAAGUUCCCCUCCAUCCAUUGGAUUAAUUCGUUGGUUAGCAUUUGACAAAGAAAAGAAAUUGAAGCUAGGUGUGAAUUGGCUUUAUCGAUCAUCUGAACUGAAGCUGGGAAAAGGCCAUCUGUUCGACGCCGCACCAAACGAAAUUUUCUAUUCCUUUCACAAGGACGAAACUUCUGCUGCAUAUUUACUCCAUCCAUGCAAAGUUGCAUUUCUUCCUAAAGGCGUAGAACUUCCUGUGGGGACAGCUGCUUUUGUUUGUCGACGAGCCUAUGACAUUUCAAACAAGCGUUUGUGGUGGCUAACUGAUCAAGAUUGCUUUAAUGAGCAGAAAGAAGAGGUAGAUCAGCUUUUAUUCAAAACUAAGACAGAGAUGCAUGUGACUCUGCAGCCUGGUGGUCGUUCCCCAAAGCAAGUUAAUGGUCCAACUUCAACUUCACAACUUAAAUCUGCUUCUGAUGAUGGUCAAAAUAAUGGGAAUUCUUUUCAUUCUCAAGCCAGGGGAAAGAAGAGGGAAAGAGGUGAUCAUGGUGCAGAUCCUGUCAAAAGAGAACGUUCUUCAUCGAGGAUUGAUGAUGGUGAUCUAGUUCAGUGGAAAAAUGAGAGUAGUUUGAAAAAUGAGAUUGCUCGAAUAACAGAAAAAGGUGGAGUUGUUGAUUUUGAAGGGGUUGAUAAGCUCAUCAAGUUGAUGCAACUGGAUGGAAUGGAUAGAAAAAUAGAUUUGGUAAAUGGAAUGGAGAGAAAAAUAGAUUUGGCUAGCCGUUCCAUGCUUACCAGUGUAAUGGCUUCCACUGAGAAGGAUGACUGCCUCAAUCGCUUUGUGCAACUCAAGGGUUUACCUAUUUUGGAUGAAUGGCUACAGGAUAUUCAGAAAGGGAAACACAUGGAUUGUAGUAAUCUAAAGGAUUGUGAUAAAUACGUGGAAGAAUUUCUGUUGGUUUUACUUAGUGCUCUAGAUAAACUGCCUGUUAAUCUUCAUGCCCUGCAAAUGAGCAACAUUGGCAGGUCCGUGAAUCAUUUACGAACACAUAAAAAUGUAGAAAUUCAGAAAAAAGCACGAAGUUUAGUUGACACAUGGAAGAAACGUGUUGAGGCUGAAAUGAACAUGAUUGAUGCAAAGUCUGGCUCAACCCAAGCUACAGAUGCAUGGCCAUCCAAAUCACGUCUCCCUGAGGCCGCUCAUGGUGGAAGAAAAAUCCCUAAUGGGUCUGAUAUUGCCAUGAAAAGCUCAAUUUCUCAAAAUUCUGCUGCCAAAACUACUUCAGUUAGAUCUUCACACGGGGAAAGUAUCAUAAAGUAUGCAGCCUCUUCGCCUGGGGCUGUGAAACCUGCUACGCCAUUUUCUUCUGGAAAGGAUAACCAACCCAACGCUUCUGUUGGAGGCAGUGCGGAUGCUCCUCAAAUUAGGGAGGAUAGGAGCAGUAGUUCUAACCAGUCUCAUAGUUAUGGUCAGUCUGUCUCGGUGAAGGAUGACACGAAAAGUUCCACUUCAGCUUUGGCUACUGUUAAUAAGACUUCAAGUAGUAGUGCUCGUAAUCGAAAACUUAGUGGUUCUCCAAGGGUAUCAGCAUCUGUAAGUCAAAAAGAGAACAACUCCAGCAAAGUUUCUUCAGCACACAACAAUGUUGCUGAGGGGCCCAUCUACGAAGGGAGCAGUCCUAAACUAAUUGUUAAGAUACCAAACCGUGUAAGAAGUCCUGCCCAUGGCAUGAAUGAAGGAUCCCUGGAAGAUCCUACCUUAAUGAGCUGCCGAGUUUCUUCUCCUGUUCUUAUGAACGAAAGCUCGCAGUCUGAUCAUGCUUCAAAGGAGAAGAGUGAUGCAAAUCGUUGCAUUGUUGCUGCAGGCACGAAUGCAUGGCAAAAUAAAGAUCCACGAGUUGAAUUUGAUGGAAAGGAGAGUAGUGAGUCACCUGCUGUUCUUUCUGGUGAGGAACAAGGCAUGGCCUCUGAAGACUCCAAGAGAAUAGUGGAGGGACUUCCAACAGACCAAUUAAAUUCAGAAAAAGUACACAAAUCUUCUUUUAGCCCUAUGAAUGCAUUAGUUGAGAGCUGUGCAAAAUAUUCAGAAGCAGCCUCAUCCUUAUCACUUGAAGAUGAUGUUGGAAUGAACUUACUUGCUAGUGUGGCAGCUGGAGAAAUGUCUAAAUCUGAUGUAAUUUCUCCUGCUGAUUCUAUGGAAAGAGGUGUACAUGUGGAUGAGGAAGUUUGUGUUGGUGAUGAGGCAAAAUCUGAGUCUACCCCUGAGGAAUGCUCUUUGGUGGUGCAAUCACAGUUCAAUGAAUCUGACUGUGAUGGAAAGAAACAGGCUAUUGCACCAGUUGAGAUUUCCGGUGAUCGAACGAGUGUUGCUUCUCAUUCUUCCGAAGGUAUUGAUGCUGGAGACCAAGUUAAAGAAAUUAGUUCAACUAACAUAGAUUUGAGAAGCAGUAUUGACCAUGACUCGGAGUCUACUCGGAAGCCAAAUGAAAAGACAGGAAACAGUGAUGAUACAAGUGAAGGAGUCAACAAGGAGAAGGCUGCUAUGGAUAAUGGUUCUACUAGUAACUUGAACUGUAUACAUAGCCGAGGGGAUGUCCUGGUACCUGGAGAAGAACACGGUGAUAUUUCAAGAGUUGGUGAGUGUAAGCCAUUGGUUCAUGUAGCAGGAUCAAAGCCAAAGCCAAUUGAUCAAGGUGAAUCCGGUAAGGUUGUAAAUGAAGGAUUGAACAAGACAGAUGCAGAACAGAAGCUGACUGCUGCAACUGUUAAGUCCGGAAUUGCGGAAACAGCUAAUUGUGAAAAUCUACUCCAAGCUGAAAGUGACCGGAUAUUACUGCCAGAAGCUGAUGAUGCAGAGAAAGUCCGAGAACUCAAUUAUGGGGCUGCAAACAGUUCUGCAAGUAAGCCUGGAAGGGAAAAGGAUGCAGCUGAUGAAAGUCAUACCAUGUCUGAUUUGUCUUCCACAUCUCAUGAUCUCAACUCUCAUCAUGUAGAUGAUAAUGUAGAAAACCAGGUGAUUCCAAAUCAUCUAUCAGUGUCUGAGAGCAGAUGUUCUGAUGCAGCAGAGAAUGAACCUCAGGGCGAAGCUGACUUGAGAAGAUCCAAGUCUGGGAGCAUUCAGCCAGAAGAGGCUAACAAAUAUGCUCCCACUGGUUCUGGCAAUGCUUCUCCCGCCGCAGGGGAAACAGAUCCAGGUACAAAAUUGAAGUUUGACCUGAACGAAGGUUUUUGUGCUGAUGAUGGGAAAUAUGGGGAGUCCAUUACACCAACAUCCUCAGGACCAGCAACUGUUCAGCUCAUUAACUCAUUACCAUUUUCGGUGAAGUCUAUCCAAAGUGGCCAUUCUGCCUCCAUUACUGUAGCUGCAGCUGCCAAAGGCCCAUUUGUUCCUCCACAGGACUUAUUGAAAAGUAGAGUGCAACUUGGAUGGAAGGGUUCUGCUGCCACCAGUGCAUUUCGACCUGCUGAGCCCAGAAAAGUUCAUGAAACCUCAUCAAGUCCGACAACUUUGUCUUGCCCUGAUGUUUCUACCACUAAACAUGAGCGCAUCCCUUUGGAUAUUGAUCUAAAUGUUCCAGAUGAAAGAGUUCUGGAGGAAAUGACUUCUCAUGGUUGUGGUGGCCUAGAUCUUGAUUUGAAUACAGUUGAUGCAAAUGAUGCUGUGCACUGCUCAGCGAGCAGCAAUCCUGAAGGCAAGGUAUCUGCACUCCAUGCUAAACAUUUAGAUAGUUUGCAUGUUUGGAGGGAUUUUGAUCUCAACAAUGGACCUUUAGCCGAUGAUGGUAGUGCUGAGGAGUUCCCAUUUAUUAAUCAGCUAGUUAAUGGUGGUGGUACAUCUCAGUUGCCUUCUGCUGGUCUUAGAACAAACAGUUCAGUUAUGGGCAAUUUCUCAUCUUGGUUUCCUCCUGGAAAUGCGUACUCAACAAUGGCAAUCCCAUCAAUGUUACCCGAGCGAGGGGAGCAACCCUUUUCUGUUUAUCCACCUGGUGCGGCCCAGAGAACAUUUGAGCCUACUGGUGUUGCUCCAUAUAACCGUGAGGUGUUCCGUGGAUCAGUAUUAUCAUCAUCGCCUGCAGUGCCAUACCCAUCCAGUCCUUUCCAGUUACCUCUAUAUCCUUACGGAACCUCCAUUCCUCUCCCAUCAGCCACAUUUUCUGUUGGGUCAGCCUCAUAUGCAGAUUCUUCUACUGUAAGGCCUUUUGCCUCUCCAGUGAAUUCACAGUAUCUAGGACCUGUUGGUUCAGUGACAUCACCUUUUCAGAGGCCAUUUAUGGUUACCUUUCCUGGCAUUAGUAAUAACAGCAUGCUAGAGAGCAACAGGCAGUGGAGUAGACAGGGUUUGGACCUUAAUUCAGGCCCUGGACCUCUGGAAAGUGAAGUCAGGGAGGAGAUGUUGCCUCUUUCGUCUGUCCAGCAUGCUGUUUCCACUUCACAAGGUCUAGCAGAGGAUCAGGCUAGGAUUUUUUCCAUUUCAGGCAGUAUUUUGAAAAGGAAGGAGCCCGACGGAGACUGGGAUAAUGAGUCAUUCAGACGCAAGCAGUCUUCAUGGCAGUAGAGUAUAAACAUCUGGAACAUAACAAUUUGUAGAAUCCUGAGGCUGUCAAUGUUGUGAGGUGAAGUGCUGGUUCUCGUCAGUGUUGCUGUUACUGUAGUUUCGGAAGCCAAUUUACUAUCAUCUUCAUGAUUUCUCUUGAGAGGACUGAUGGCUUGCUAGUAGGUCUUUAAUGUCCAAAUCUCCCCCUACUCUUUCUAGGCAGCAUAUACUCAUGCCUUCUGUAGAUAUUCUUACUGCAAAAAAACAUAAACUUCUGGCGCCUAGGUACUGAAGGUCGUAAUUAAAAGUAGUUUUGGUACGACGUACUAACCUUUUCUGAGGAGGCUGGUCUUAGUACCGAUGGAACUGAAGCCCUUCGGAAUUUGAACUUGCCUUAAAUUUUUCCCCUUCUAACAUCUUCAUAUCCUUAUUUUCCCCAUUCAUGUGUAUGUGUGGGGUUCAUCGUAAUUAUGAUACAAUUUUUUAUUAUCUUUCCUCGUUCUGGUAUUGCGGGUCUGUACACUGCCUUUUCAUUGUAGUGCAGCCAUACUCAAAUACCUGUCAUCUUUGUGCUGAUGAAGAAAUUUUGAUUGCAACCAUGUGAUGAUUUUAUAUCGGAUGAUGGGACUAUAGAUGAAUACAGAUGAAUAUACUCUUCCGUAACUUA
Messenger RNA from Salvia hispanica, 5954 nucleotides. RefSeq lists its product as uncharacterized. Gene Ontology annotation, molecular function: chromatin binding. Gene Ontology annotation, cellular component: nucleus. Lineage: Eukaryota; Viridiplantae; Streptophyta; Magnoliopsida; Lamiales; Lamiaceae. The record is from RefSeq and is a predicted model, not a curated record.